AUGGACAGCGACGACGAAGAUAUAGGUCCAAGACCGCCUCCAGCAGCCGUAGAGACCAGCAGCAGCACCACCAUGACUGCUCCAGCUGCUCCAAAGGAAACUCGCGCAGGAGGAGCAUACAUCCCUCCUGCCAGACUACGACAAAUGCAGGCAUCCAUCACCGACAAGAGCAGUCCCGAAUACCAACGAAUGACUUGGGACUUGCUCAAAAAAUCUAUAAACGGUCUCGUUAACAAAGUAAACAUGACAAACUUUAAAAAUCUAGUCCCGGAGCUGUUCAACGAAAACUUGCUGCGAGGUCAAGGGCUACUAUGUCGUAGUCUCAUGAAGGCUCAGGCCGCUUCCCUGCAGUUUACUCCUGUAUUCGCUGCCAUGGCUGCCAUUGUAAAUACCAAGAUCCCCUCUGUUGGUGAAUUAUUGAUUUCUAGGCUCGUCAUUCAGUUUAGGAGAGCAUUCAAACGUGGUGACAAGCCUGUUUGUCUUGCUACCUCUAAAUUCAUAAGUCAUCUGGUUAAUCAAAAGGUCGCUGAUGAUAUGCUUAUAUUGGAGUUAUUGUCUACUCUUCUCGAACGACCUACUGACGACUCUGUAGAGUUGGCUGUGGGCAUUGUAAGAGAAGUCGGUGCUCAUCUAAUGGACUAUAAUCCGAAAGCAUUGAAUUUUAUAAUGGACUCCUUGAAAAAAGUGCUCAACGAAGGUGAUAUUGAUAAACGAACACAGUAUAUUAUCGAAGUCGUAUUCGUAGUACGCAAGGAGAAAUUCAAGGAUAAUGAAGCCAUUCCAUCUGAACUGGAUCUAGUAGAAGAAGACGAUCAAAUCACCCACCAGAUCGAAUUGGACGACACCACUCUCGAUGCCAAGGAGAUAAUAAAUGUAUUCAGCUACGAUAAGGAUUAUGUCAAACAUGAAGCCGAAUAUGCUGAAUUUAGAAAAGAAGUAUUAGGUGAUGACGAUGAUGAAGAAGGAGAAGCUGGUGAAGGUGGUGCAACUGCACCCGACCAGGACGAUAGUGAUGAAGAACACGAAGGGCAAGAGACCAAUGCACUGAUGGCCGCUCAGCAUAAACUCUUGAUUCAGGAUCAAACCAAUACCAAUCUUAUAAACUUGCGUCGUGGUAUAUACCUGACCAUUAUGUCAUCGCUCUCGUUUGAAGAAUGUACCCAUAAACUUAUGAAACUGGGUAUUGAAGAAGGCCAGGAGAUUGAGUUAGCAAACAUGAUUAUAGAGUGCUGCUCUCAAGAACGUACCUAUCUCAGCUUUUAUGGGCUCAUGGGUGAGCGAUUCUGUAAAAUUGGUCGUGUAUGGGCUGAAACGUUUGCUUCUUGCUUUGAAGAAACGUUCAAGACGAUACAUCGAUUCGAGACAAACCGUAUCCGUAAUAUCGGCAAAUACUUUGCUCACUUGCUAGCCUCCGACGCAUUGACUUGGAAUGUCUUCGCCUUGAUCAAGUUGACGGAACAAGAUACGACAUCUGCAUCACGUAUCUUUAUAAAAAUAAUCUUUCAGGAAUUAGUAGAAGCUCUGGGACUCAAGAGGUUAAACUCUCGUCUCAAAGAUCCCAUGCUGGUAAUCCAAGUACCCACUGCACAUGGUCCGAUCAUCCGAGGUGUAUGUGAUGGACUCUUCCCUCGUGAUAAUCCUCGUAAUACCCGAUUUGCAAUCAAUUACUUUACGUCUAUUGGUAUGGGUGGUCUGACUGAAGAGCUGCGAGAACAUUUGAAGAAUGCUCCUAAACAGAUUAUGGCACAACAACGAGCUGCUGAAGCUAGUGAUUCUGAUUCAAGUGAUUCAGAUUCUGAUAGUGAAUCGUCGUCAUCAUCAUCUUCGUCGUCAUCGUCAGAAGACGAGUCUCCACCACCAUCGAAAAAAGCACGUGUAAAUGGUCGUGAUAGCAGAAAAGACGACAGGAACGAUACUAGGGGUAGCGGCAGACGUGAAACCAAUGAUAAACGAACAAGAAAUGACAGUAGUAGGGAUCCUCCCCUGAAACGAGACGGAGGCGAGUACAAUGGCAACAGUGCCAGUAAACGAGAUGAACAUGGCAGAGGAGACGACUAUUCUCGUGACAGCCGAAGAGACCCACCUACACGUGAUAAUCGACGAGACGAAUACGACAACCGUGAUAGAGAUGAACCAUAUCGAAGACCAGUAAACGAUGAUAUCCGAAAUGGUCGUGACGACAGGGAUUCCUAUCGUAAUUCUAAUAGGGAUUAUGAUGACCGUAGUAGGAAUUAUGAACGACGUGGUGGUGAUGACCGGUCAAAAGAAGACAAGAGAAGGAGGCCUGAUUCUUCUGAUGACGAUGACGGCCCAUCGAGAGGAAGAAGAGGAGGAGGGGGUGAAUCACCGAGAGACAAGAGGCCUCGGAGAGAGUGA
This is a messenger RNA of Synchytrium microbalum, 2376 nucleotides long. RefSeq lists its product as uncharacterized. NCBI's taxonomy places the organism in Eukaryota, Fungi, Chytridiomycota, Chytridiomycetes, Synchytriales, Synchytriaceae. Gene Ontology annotation, biological process: mRNA splicing, via spliceosome. Gene Ontology annotation, cellular component: catalytic step 2 spliceosome. The record is from RefSeq and is a predicted model, not a curated record. Bases 1 to 2376 code for a protein of 791 amino acids. The transcript is spliced from 2 exons. Gene Ontology annotation, molecular function: protein binding; RNA binding.